This is a messenger RNA of Octopus sinensis (East Asian common octopus), 3209 nucleotides long. Its product is annotated as tripartite motif-containing protein 45-like. The coding region runs from base 1 to 1995 and encodes 664 amino acids. Gene Ontology annotation, molecular function: zinc ion binding. Lineage: Eukaryota; Metazoa; Mollusca; Cephalopoda; Octopoda; Octopodidae. The record is from RefSeq and is a predicted model, not a curated record. The transcript has a single exon.
AUGCCAGCACUUUCGGUCGAUUCUGAUUUUACGAUUUGUCCAAUUUGCAAAGGAGAAUUCAAUGAACCAAAAGCUUUGUCCUGUCUACAUACGUUUUGUGAAGAUUGUCUUCAAGACGAUAUAAAUCGUUGCCAGCAACGUUCUGAACGUAUUAUCACUGGUUUUCCAUGUUACGUAUGUCGAAAACAUAUAGCCCCGCCUGAUGUUGAUAUAGCCGUUUGUGAAUGGGCUAAAUAUUUCGUUACUAAUUUUUACGUUAAAAAGUUGCUGGCCGAAGACAAAGAUUGUUGCGAUACAAUUUGUCAAGGUCAUAGAAAUUUAAGCAAACAACAUGUAACAACACGGGUUUCUAGUUGUCAGGAAACUGUAAGUGACGACUGUAAUGGUUCCCGUGAAAUAAGUAAAUCAUACGAUAUACGGAAGCUUAGUAGGCCAAGUACUGACGCUUGCCACAUCCACGUCAAUGAAUUCUUGAAAUUGUUUUGUGACAAAUGCGAUGAACUGGUGUGUAAUAUUUGUUACGUGCAACGACAUCGAAAAUGCAGUCGAGUAUUGUCAGUAGAAGAUAUAAUACAAGUAAAAGAAGAGACCUUAAAAUUAAAGCAAGAACUAGAAAUAAAGAGAAAAGAAGCUGAGGCACUUGUUUGUGAUAUCCUGCACCAAAAGAACGCUGCCGUGGAGCAAAAGGAUCAAAUAUCGAAAGAAAUUCGAAGCGCUCGCCAGUCGAUGGAAAAACUGCUUCUAGAAAAAGAAAAACUUUCCAUUGAAAACCUAGAAAAGAUAUAUUCAUUAGAAGCCGAAAGUCUGGACAAACUCCUCGCAAAAGGAGAAGAGCUCUUGGAUUCAUUAUGUACCUCAAUCGAAUACAUUUGCUCAUGCGAAAACAAUCUCAGUUAUAUUCGGGUUCAUAAAAACGUUAAGUCUACAGUUUCUAAUCUCUGGAAGCCAAACAAUACAACUAUAAAGAAUAGACUUAACAGGACAAUAACAUUUGUCCCCAAUUCAAAUUUUAUUUACUGUUUCCGUAAAUUGCAAGAAAAGUCUAUGGGAGAAUGUAUUCUUUCUGCAAGCAACCGCCCCCGUGUUCCAAAUAUAUUUGACAGAUGUUUAAAUAUGGCAGAUAAAGACGAUGUCCUCACAAAAUGGAUAUUUACAAUGCCAUUUUCUCAGUCGGAAGCAACUUCCUUAAAACCUGCAAUUAAGAUGGUGUCUAAAGUGAUGGAAUUCUCGGCUAAAGUAGAAUCGGAGAGGCAGUGUCAAAUAGACGAUUUCGUUCUAUUAUCAGACGGCAAUUUACUCUUAACUGAUUGGCUGAAUGAGAAGGUAAAGAAGUUCAAUAAAAACGGUGAACUGUUAGGCGAGUUAGCGAUUAGCUCUUGGCCAUGUCGGAUAAGUAAUUUAACAGAGGACCAAGUAGUCAUUACCUUACCUCGUACAAGAGAAAUCGCAUAUCUUUACCAUAAUGGAGUUCUGGAACUCUAUAAAAUAAUGACUGAAUAUCGCUACUACGGAGUAGCGGCACUUGAAAACAGUCUGAUAGCUUGCUCUAGUUACUUACCACCGAAAAUCGAUCUCCUGUCCAAGCAAGGUGAAAUAAUAUCGUCAAUUACCAAUGAAGUGUUAGAUAAACCGAUUCUACUUUGGCCUCAUUACUUGACUGCUACCAAAACCGGCGAUCUGGUGAUCUCUGAUUUUUGCAAGAAAUGUAUAAUAUGUAUUGAUGUAAAAACCGUGAAAGUUAAAUUUAUUUAUAAAUCGAGCAGAAUGAAAGUGUUUUGUCCAUGUGGCAUCGACGUCGGAGACGACGGUUGCAUUUAUGUUGCAGAUUCAAAAGAGAACCAAAUUUACAAGUUUUCAAUUGACGGUGAUAUUAUAAAUUUAUUCUUGACUCCAAACGAUGGUUCUAAACACAUGGGGUUAACCGUCUGUGAUAGUAAUGCCAUCAUUAUAUCCGGAGAAACACCAUCAGAUUCUCUUAAAACAUACCUGUUGUGAUUUACUAUUAAUUUAUUUGAACGGCUUUCUGUACAAAGCAUAUUUACGUUCUAACAUAACCAAACUAAAUAUUUGAAGAAAUUGUUUAUCAGCCUGAAACCAUUCCUAGUUGUGUAUGUGAUUAUUUCCAUGACAAUACUUGAUCUUUGAUUAUAACUGUAGAUUUCGGUAAGUGCUUAUUGACACAAACAUUAUCCUAUGGUUAGAGGGAAUCCAUCUUAGAGGUCUGUCUUAAUUAACUAACGGUUUGUCGUAAGCUCCUACCUCACUUGCCCGGUUCUGAAAGUACCGCACUGUUAUUUUGUUCAUAUUCUAAUUGAAUAGAUUGUCACCAGCCAAGUUUACCAUAUUGAACCAAGGUAGAAUAUCUAAAAUAAUUUAGAUUAAUUUGAAUUUGAGAUCUACUCCUUACGCAAUCCUCCUAAUUUCAGUGUUUGAGUGUCAGUAUUUAACUGUCAAGUUUCGUCGUUAGCAAUUUCGGGAAAAAAUUCCGCACUUAUGGAAUGGUUACUCUUGCAGAAUCUUGAUUCUCAGAUUCGCUGAUAAACAAUUUAGCAUAAAUUUGAGUCUUCUGAAAAGUGUUUUUCUUUUUCUUUUUUUUUUAAUAGCUUCUUGGCCCUAACCUUGUUACUGUCGUGUUAAUAUUUGGGAAUGAAUGGCCUUCGUUAAUUUGCUUUUUGUUCUGAAGAAAUAACAAAAACCUUGAAUUUUGCGAGGUGUUUGCUAAUUCUAUAGAUCUUCAGUUAUCUCGAUUAAACUCCAGAAAUUCUUCAAAAAUGUUAUACAAUUUACAUGAUAAAAAUAUUUUGUUACAUUUGUUCUCUCUUCGUAUUUUUUUUAUAAUUCCAAUUGUCUUAGUUUCUAAUGCAACCCGUUUUCCCACAUUCUUGAUAGUCGUAUCUAUUUUUAUCUUUCAAUUUUGAGUAUAUCAUUUGAGUAUUAAAAAAUCUGAAUUUUCCUUUUCAAGUAAUUUAAGAAAAAAAUUGACGACGCUCAAUGUUUAAACGAUCCAGUGUAUUCGGGCUUGGUCUAAUCCUUGUGUAUAAUAAAUCUCUUGGUUCUUGAUGACUUUGUAGUGGCACCUUAACUCUUUCACGACUACAUAGUGAUGCUGCGUAGUUUGGCGGUUAGAGUAUUCGGCUCGCGAUCGUAAGACCGCGAGUUCGAUGCACGGCAGCGCAUUGUAUCCUUGAAAAAGACACUUUAUAUCGCGU